GGUGGUGUGCACCUCUGAGAACCACGUUUACCCAAUUUCAAAUUAGUUCAAAAUCUUGUUUCGCGCGUUAGGAGGCGUGCGUCAGCUGCUGUCCUUUACCUUGUUAUUUCAAAGUCAACAACUCGCUCGUCCCUCUGUGAGCGCUGUGCCACACAAGACCCGAUUUUUUUUUUCCGAAAGAAGCUAGAAUGAACGGCUUGUUUUGGGGACUUUUUAAUCACUUGAAGUCUGACAGAGAUGGUUUCCAGCACUGGAAUGACAACAUAGAACUGCCGGACACGGUCAGAGAGAUGAUCCAGCACACGGCAGCUGGGUCCUCCUUGCCGGCCCCCGAAGUUCCGAACCCGGAGUCUGAUGGUCAGUGUGGGGCGAUAAUGCCGGAGCGCAUUAACGCAGGCAGCCAACGUGGCGCCAUUUGGGCAGAAUUCUCGCUGUUUGGGUCUGCGUCUCGUCCACCACCUGAUGGGUCGGGGUACUCCACUGACAGCUAUCGUGCUGGUUUUCCAGACGCUAUCGAUCCAAGGGUAGUUCAAAGACCGAUGGGCUCCCGGGGACCAAAAGACCGAAAUAAAUCCUCUUAUUUGAAAACCCAGACUUCACCAUUGUCACCUGCGUUGCCUGCGCGCAUGUCUUGCAGUUUCUGCCGGCACAACGGCGAGUCCGAGUUGGUGUGCACAUCCCACUGGCUGAAGAACCAGGUCGGAGAUGUUAUGUGUCCCUACCUGCAGCAGUACGUGUGUACCCUGUGCGGAGCCACUGGGGCCAAAGCCCACACCAAGCGCUUCUGCCCGAAGGUGGACAGAGCGUACGACUCCGUGUACAAGAAGUGCAGACGCUGAACUAACAGCUAUUCUAUUUGUCAGUCGAGCCUUCUCUAAAAGCGUCUGUUUGGUGUGUUGGUUUUGUGAAGUAUUUCAAGAACGUCCUCAAUAUAUUAAGCUUGUAAGAAGAGAAAAAAUACAUAAUGUAAAAUGUAUGUUUAUUUUACAUAUUUUAAAACAUGUUCAGCUUCAUAUCCCCUGUUCUUGGAUUGAAGCAACAUCAUGUUUCCAUGUCAACAUUUUAACAUUUUAAAGAAAUUAGUGACUUGUUCUUUUGAGGUGUACAGUAAGUAUCUGUUCCCUAGCUGUGUUUUAUUUUUAUUUUUGAAUGAUUUACCUGUGGCUCUUCAGCUCAGUGUUAAAAAUUGUGUGAAUAUUAAUGUAUGCCAGAAAA
Notothenia coriiceps (black rockcod) is the source of this 1215-nucleotide messenger RNA. RefSeq names its product nanos homolog 3 (gene nanos3). Bases 189 to 839 code for a protein of 216 amino acids. The transcript is spliced from 2 exons. The record is from RefSeq and is a predicted model, not a curated record. NCBI's taxonomy places the organism in Eukaryota, Metazoa, Chordata, Actinopteri, Perciformes, Nototheniidae. Gene Ontology annotation, molecular function: zinc ion binding; RNA binding.